Molecule: messenger RNA, 3814 nt
Organism: Xiphophorus couchianus (Monterrey platyfish)
Lineage: Eukaryota; Metazoa; Chordata; Actinopteri; Cyprinodontiformes; Poeciliidae
Product: zinc finger protein OZF-like
Exons: 3
Coding region: 508-1887 (459 amino acids)
Biological process (GO): embryo development; regulation of transcription by RNA polymerase II
Cellular component (GO): nucleus
Molecular function (GO): RNA polymerase II transcription regulatory region sequence-specific DNA binding; DNA-binding transcription factor activity, RNA polymerase II-specific
Source: RefSeq, a predicted model, not a curated record
AGUGAGCUAACGAAGCAAUGUUAGCUCGACGGGAUAAAUCCCGACAGAAAUAUGACUUAAAGUUUGCGUUAAAUAUGUAAUUGAUGUCUCAGACUCUGUCCUGGAACGUUUUAGGCAAACUAUUACGUUUACCUACUUAUUGAGAACAGCUGGGAUUAUUCGUUUGCAGUUCAUAAUGUAAUUAACAAUCAUUUACAGACGGGACUAUUAGCAUCCGUGGAGCUAACGCAGCUAACAGCUACGAGUUAGUGUUUCCGAGGUUAAAGCUUUUAAAAGAUCAUGGUUUAGAGCUACAAGACGAAUCCGCACGGGUUUGUGAGACUAUGUGGAGAAGACCACGUCCUCUGUGGACACCUCCUUUGACCAUGUUGUCCAGCUGAGGACCGAGAGACUAGGGACAAAGUGGACCCAGAAGUGUUGACCAAGUUUCAGAAACCUGGAUGUACUACAACAUGUGAAAGUUGUAAACAAGGAUUGUGAAAAGGGGGAAUCAAAGGGGGAGCCAGGAUGUCCGAGACGAUGAAGGUCGAAGCUGAUGAACCUGGAGGGUUCAGCUUGGAUCCUCCCAUACCUGCAGCAUCCGCAUCAGAACACAAGGAGGAAACACAAGACAGCAAAGAUCUCAUCUAUCAGAUAUUGGUGAUUAAAGAAGAGGUUCCUCAUGACUGGAGCUCCUGUUUGGACCAGCAUGGCCCAGAGCCCCCCCACAUAAAGAAGGAAGAGGAGGAACAGUGGAUCAGUCAGGAGGAAGAACAGUUUGCUGUGAAGGAUGAAGAAGAAGAGAAACCUAAGUUAUCACAGCCUAAGCAAAUUAAAACUGAAGAUAACAGGCAGAUAGUAGCUCCAACCAGCAGCUCAGCUGGACAGAUAAAAACAGAACCUGAUGGAGAGGUCAGAGGAGGACCAGAACCAGAUAAUAACUUAGAACCUUUAUGUUCUUCUCAAGAAAGUCACACAAUAGUUUACAACAUAGGUGAGACAUCUAAUCCACUUUCCAAACUCACAUCUAAGAUAGAAGCACAUACUGAAGAGAGGCCAUUUGGUUGCAAAAUUUGUGGAAAAUGGUUCAAAUGUCAAACUUCUACUGAAAUACACAUGUUGACACACAAUGGGAAGAGAGAACAUAGCUGUGACCUUUGUGGUAAAGUAUUUAAAAAGAAGAGUUCUCUUCAGACACACAUGAGAGUCCACACUGGUGAGAGACCAUUUGCCUGUGCUGAUUGUGGUAGAAGGUUUCAUAGAAAGGCGAUUCUUAAAAGUCACUUGGAGGUCCAUUCAGGGGAAAAGUCUUUUUCCUGUGAUGUUUGUGGUUCAGGGUUUAAAAGAAAAGAAACCCUUAAAAAGCACAUGUGGAUCCACUCUGCAGAGAAACCAUUUGUUUGUAGUGUUUGCAGUAAAGGAUUUUCACGACAAAAUCAUCUCAAAAGUCACAUGUGUGUUCACACAGGGGAGAAACCGUUUAUUUGCAGUGUUUGUAGUACAGGAUUUGCAUUACAGCAGAGUCUAAAGACUCACAUGCUUGUUCACACAGGUGAGAAACCCUUUAUUUGCAGUCUUUGUAGCAAAGCAUUUUCCCUACAGAGUCAUCUAAAAAGUCACAUGCGCGUUCACACAGGAGAGAAACCGUUUGUUUGUAGUGUUUGCAAUAAAGGAUUUUCACUGCAAGAGAAUCUGAAGAGACACAUGCGUGUUCACACUGGGGAGAAACCAUUCAUUUGUAGUUUUUGUUGCAAAGGAUUCUCACAACAAAACCAUCUAGAAAGUCACAUGCGUGUUCACACAGGGGAUAAACCAUUUAUUUGUAGUGUUUGCAGUCAAGGAUUUUCACGACAAGCUUAUCUGAAAAAUCACAUGGAUGUUCACACUCCACAAGUUGAGGUAAGUUGACCUGUUACAGAUAAAAUACAGUUAAAUACCUUAUCUGACCACUAUGCACUUUUCAAUGUUUUGUAUAUUGUUGACUGAGAUUUUGAUGUAGCUAAAUUCUUGCCUGAGGUCCACACUGGGAGGAGGCAGCAUAACCAGAGGAACAGAGUUUGGCUGUUUCCUUGGACGUUUACUGGCUUUCUGCUACAACAUAGGUAGACUUAAGGGGGUUUAUGAACCACAAGCUUCCACAGAGUGGGAUUUUUGUCCUUUGUUUAGUUAUAAGGAUUUAAUGAAGUGCUUGUAAACAAACUUAUGUAAGCUGUUGGCCGGAAAGUUAAAGGGUGGCUAUUAUGUAUUUCUCAGGCACAUUGUGCCAUUUUAUAGCACAAUAAAUUAACUGUUACCUUAAGUUAUUAUAAAAAUGUUGUAUAUGUCAAAAAAUAUGAACUCUCCUACCCACAUACAUCUCACUGUAGUAGAAACAUAUAUUUAUGUUUUUCAUUAUUGGCAGGGUUGCCCAACUCUAGUCCUUGAUAGCUAUCAUCCUGCAACUUUUAGAUGUCUCCCUUCUCCAAUACUCCAGAAUCAAAUUGUUCAUCAGCAUCUUUCAGCUUUGCAAAGGCCUGGUUACGAGCCAUUCAUUGGAUUCAGGUGUGUAGAAGCAGGGACACAUCUAAAAGUUAAAGGAUAGGAAAUCUCAGGUUCUGACUUUGGACACCCCUGAUUUGUGGUGAUUAGGAGUGUUUACCAUGGAGUAUCUGACUAAAGAUGAACCUCAGAAAUUUGAUGACAACUAUAUUUCUGGCAUUUUUGUUAAAGUGGAUUUAGGAGAAAAUAUUCCUUAAUGAUCGGUUUGAGUAAUCCAGAUAGAAAUGUAUGUUUAUUUAAUGAAUUUUCAUGUAUGGUCUUGUGUAACACUUCAAAGUCUAUGAUCAGAGCAUGUGACAUUUUUAAAGCUUGUGACAAAAAAGAAAAUAUGAAGUCAAUUCGAGAAAUACUAUCUAUUUAGCUUUUAUCCCCCUGCUUAUCCGUGCAGGGUUCUGGGGAACUGAUGCCUACUUACCUCAAUCAUUGGGUGAGAAGCAAGGUAUACAGGUCAUCAGUCCAUUACAGGGUAACAGAAAUACACACAGGACAAACAACCACGCACACACACCUAUGGACAAUUUAGAGAGACCAGUUGACCCAGCAGUCAUGUUUUUGGCUGUGGGAUGAAGCCGGAGUACCUGGAGAGAACCCAAGCAUCUACAGGGAAUACAUGCAAACUCCAUCUAGGAAGAGUUUUCAUGUAUUCUAUAGAUAACAGAUUUGAGCCAGUUUGAUGCAAGGCAACAGUGCAACUAAUAUCAACAUAAGUUUCUUUCAAAAGGUAUAGAUUUUUAACUCUUAGUGUUUGUUUGAUGUAAAUAAACCACAUAAAAUCACAUGUGAUUAUAAAAGAGGUAAAAAGAGGUAUGUCAUUCAUUUUAAUAUGCAAGUUGCGCCAAAUUCACAAAACCAGAAGUUGGUGGCAACAUUUUAAUCUUACCUUCAUAUGUUUACAUUUGAGUCCGUUUUUAUUUUCAGAUUCUGGUUCUAUAAAGUUCACUGCAUGUUUCUAAAUUUUAUUGUACCGUAUUUUCCGGACUAUAGAGCGCACCUCACUAUAAGCUGCACCCAUAAAGUUGUUUUUUUAUGAAACAGGAAACUUGCAUAUAUAAGCCACACCGGGCUAUAUGCCGCGUGGUUCAAAGCGUGGGAAAAAAGUAGCGGCUUAUAGUCCGAAAAAUACGGUAAUUGUUUUUUUUAACUUUUGCAUUGGAUAUUUUUUUGUUUUCUGGGGAAAUAUUUUUGCCAAAAUUGGUUAGGUUAAAAUAAUAGAUCACUUAGGUGAAGUUGGGCUGAAGAAAGUGAUGCCAAAGAUGUUAGCACACUGAACAAAAUAAAAAAGAUUUUUUGGAGGGGA